AUGGGGACCGCGCUCCGGCUCGCCCUGCUGGUCUCCCUGGCGUGCGCGCGGGCCGCCCUCGACCCGGAGCCGCCGGGGGGCUCCGGCGCCGCCCCGGCGGCCGGGGGAGCGGGUCCCUCGGGCGGAGGGGGGUGGCCGCCUUCCCCGCCGCCCCCGUCCCCACCUCCCUGGGGGCGAGGAGAGGAGGAGGAGGAUGCCAACGAGCUCAGCUCCUGGGCGGCGGCCAACGCCACCGGGGUCCAGCCCACCUUGCCCCCCCGGGCCGACCCCGCCGCCGGGGGGACUGCGGGGAGCCCGACCCCCGCCCCCCCUUCGCCGCCCCCCUCUCCCCCUCCGCCGCCUCCCUCCCCGACAGCCCGAGAAGGAGCGACCCGCAGCAUCCCCGGCAGCAUCAGCACCACGGCGACGCCUCCCGAGGAUGAGGACGAUCUGGUGGGCCACAGCGGCACAGACUUUUUCUGUAACUGCAGUUUGGUCGGGAGCACGGGCCUGAACGACUGCAACGCGACGACCGGGCAGUGCGGGUGCCACAAGGGCUACGCCGGCCAGCGGUGCGACAGGUGUGAGGCCGGCUACUAUCCCGAGACGAGCAGCGGGCGCUGUCUCGCCUGUGGCUGCCAUCCCGCGGGCGCGGUCUCCUCUUCCUGUGACAACUCUGGAAGAUGUCUGUGCAAAGCUGGCGCAACGGGUCCGAAAUGUGUCGAAUGUCAAGCAGGGUAUUCCAAGUUCAACAAAAGCAUUUGCGAACCAUGUUGGUGCAAUAACCAUUCCAAGAACUGCAAUCGCGAGACAGGCACUUGUCUGGACUGUCAAGGAAACACUGAAGGUGCUUAUUGUGAAAAAUGCAAAGACCAGACCUACCAAAAUAUCUCACAUCGCCAUGAGUGUCUCCGGUGUCCCUGCUCCACAGUGUUUUCCACUGGCAGCUGUCGAAUAAAGUCUGGUCACCACAUCCCAACCUGUGACAAGUGUAAACCUGGCUACACGGGUGCCCUCUGCACCCAGUGUGACAAUGGCUACUACAACUCUGACAGCAUCUGCAUAAAAUGUCAGUGUAAUGGGAACGUUGACCCAGCCCGAUCACCGCGAGUCUGCAAGCCAGACACGGGAGAAUGCGUCGGCUGCCUUUACCACACGGCUGGGUUUCAUUGUGAAACGUGUCGGGAGGGUUACGUGAGGAAUCCCGAGGGAGGAAACUGCACCAAGAAAGAACCCAUUUCUGGUCCAGAAGGCAGAGGACUCGUCCCUCCGUCUCCAAACAUCAGCGUGGCUACAGCUUUCCCAACGAUAGCCAUCAACACCACGUUAAUCCAGACAACGGUACUGUCCGUUUUCCCCAUCGGCUCCUCCGACAACAGCACCUCGACUUUGGCCGACGUCUCGUGGACCCAGUUCAACAUCAUCAUUCUUACGGUCAUCAUAAUUUUGGUGGUUCUGCUGAUGGGCUUUGUGGGUGCCGUCUACACGUACCGCGAAUAUCAGAACCGGAAACUGAACGCUCCCUUCUGGACCAUUGAGCUCAAGGAAGACAAUAUCAGCUUUAGCAGCUACCAUGACAGCAUUCCCAAUGCAGACGUCUCAGGCUUGUUGGAGGAUGAUGGGAAUGAGGUGGCGCCCAACGGUCAGCUGACGUUAACCACGCCCAUGCAUAACUACAAAGCGUAA
Euleptes europaea (tarantolino) is the source of this 1665-nucleotide messenger RNA. It is a transcript of the gene MEGF9, whose product is annotated as multiple EGF like domains 9. The coding region runs from base 1 to 1665 and encodes 554 amino acids. Gene Ontology annotation, biological process: axon guidance. The record is from RefSeq and is a predicted model, not a curated record. The transcript has 6 exons. Gene Ontology annotation, molecular function: extracellular matrix structural constituent. Gene Ontology annotation, cellular component: basement membrane. NCBI's taxonomy places the organism in Eukaryota, Metazoa, Chordata, Lepidosauria, Squamata, Sphaerodactylidae.